AUGUAUCUAAUUCUGUUCAUAUCUAUCUAUCUAUCUAUCUAUCUAUCUAUCUAUCUAUCUAUCUAUCUAUCUAUCUAUCUAUCUAUCUAUCAACAAUUUACCUUCAUCUAUCUAUCUCUAGCUAUCUAUCUAGCUAGCUAUCUAUCACAAUCUGUUCAUCUAUCUAUCUAUCUAUCUAUCUAUCUAUCUAUCUAUCUAUGUCAUAGGCAUAUUAAGAAUCAUAAAAUUUCGCCAUGCACAAACGCACGCAUAUUGAAUGAAUAUAUAUAUAUCAUUUGUUAUGUCUAUCUAUCUAUCUAUCUAUCUAUCUAUCUAUCUAUCUAUCUAUCUAUGUUCGUAUCUAUGUUCGUACCUAUCUAUCUAUCUAUCUAUCUAUCUAUCUGUCUAAAAUAUGUUCAUAUCUCUCUAUAUCUCUAUCUAAAAUCUAUUCAUAUCAUCCUGUUUAUCUAUAUGUCUAUCUAUGUAAAAUCUGUUUAUCUCUAUGUAUAUCUCUGUCAAUCUAACUUCUGUUCAUAUCUAUCUAUCUAUCUAUCUAUCUAUCUAUCUAUCUAUCAUGAAAUAACAAUAUCUAUUCAUAUCUAUCUAUCUAUCUAUCUAUCUAUCUAUCUAUCUAUCUAUCUAUCUAUCUAUCUAAGUCUAUACAUUAUCUAUCUAUCUAUCUAUCUAUCUAUCUAUCUAUCUAUCUAUCUAUCUCAGUCUAUACAUUAUCUAUCUAUCUAUCUAUCUAUCUAUCUAUCUAUCUAUCUAUCUAUCUAUCUCAGUCUAUACAUUAUCUAUCUAUCUAUCUAUCUAUCUAUCUAUUUCAGUCUAUACAUUAUCUAUCUAUCUAUCUAUCUAUCUAUCUAUCUAUCUAUCUAUCUAUCUAUCUAUUUCAUUGCAUAUUGUUGUUUUUCUGCGCUUCCUAAUUUCCUUAUACUUUUUUCUUUCUUUCUUUCUUUCUUUCUUUCUUUCUUUCUUUCUUUCUUUCUUUCUUUCUUUCUUCUCCACCUCCUUCUUGGCCUACAUUUUUCAUUUUCUUUAUUUCUUUUUCCUCUGCUUUUUCACUUAUCCCACUUCUUCUUAUCUAUUUUUCUUUUUCUUCUUUUUCUUUUUCUCUUUUCGACCAGCCACUUUUUUCUUGCAUUUGUUGUUUUACCUUCUUCUUCUUCUUCUUCUUCUUCUUCUUCUUCUUCUUCUUCUUCUUCUUCCACAUUUUCAUAUUCUUUCUUUAUUUCCUUUUUUUCUAUUUUUCUUUUUCUUAAUGUCUUUCUACUGUUUUGUUUUUGCCUAUUGCUCUUUUACUUCUUUAUUUUCAUUUUUCUUCUUCUUCUUCUUCUUCUUCUUAUUGUUAUUAAUCUUUAUUAUUAUUUGAUUCUUUUUCUUGUCAUUCGUUUAAUUAUUCUAUUUUCUCAUUUUUCUUCUUCUUUUUCUCCUUCUUUUCUUUCUUCUUUUACCUCUUCCUUUUCUUCAUCUUUUCUCAUUCUUCUCGCUAACAAUUUACCGAAUUUACUGGCCAUUUUUAAUGGUGAUGUUGACUUGUGUCGACAGCGUGCGACUGACAGCGCCACCUGCCGGCACUGA
This is a messenger RNA of Acanthosepion pharaonis, 1560 nucleotides long. The record is from the annotation of a GenBank genome assembly. Lineage: Eukaryota; Metazoa; Mollusca; Cephalopoda; Sepiida; Sepiidae.